UUUUAACGAAUUCCAAAAAGUACUCCUUAUGUGUUCUUCGUUUUAACCCCAAGACAGGCAUUAUCCAGGACAGCUCUGCGUUCAAUAAGGUCCUAAUUUUGGUCUUGUUACGUGGCAACAGAUCAAGCAUGGAUGCUCGUGAUUACGGAAGUUCAAGUGGCUUAAGCACAAAGUAGAUGUACUACUUUAUUCUCAAAGUUUAGGGAACACUGAUGUUUUGAAAAAUCUGUAACGUUGAGUGACUGCCUGUAUUUUUAAGCCUUCGUUAAAUGACACAAUGGCUGGCUGGGCAGGAUUUUCGGAUGACGAGCUGCAAAGGAUGCAACAGAAAGCCCCCGCAGAUCAAGUUGUGCAUGGCGUCUCCGGCCGUGGCCGAAGAUCCGCGCCCACCAACCGGAGCCGUCAACAGCUGCAGAUGGAGAGAGCCCUCAAGACGGCUACUCGGAAGGAUGUGUCUGCCUCUCUUCCAUCGGAGCAGCGUCUGGCGAAACCCGAAGAACUCGUAUCUAAUGCGGUUCCUCCAGCACCGCCUAUGCCGGAGGCGAAUGAGGCUGCUCAGGAAACCACACAGGAUGAUCGGGAAACUUUGAUCUUGAAAACGGAGCUGGAGCCAGACACAGACUCGGCCCCGAUGCCCAAGGAACUGGAAAAGCAGGAAGUGGAAUUGCGAGAGAAGACUCGAUUGGAACUCCUUCAUCAAGAGCAGCAAAUGAUGGAAGAGAAGAAUAAACGCAAAAAAGCUAUUUUGUCAAAGACAAUAGCUGAAAAGUCCAGACAAACGCAGGCAGAGGCUGUGAAACUUAAGAGGAUCCAAAGGGAACUACAGGCCCUGGAUGACAUGGUGUCCAAUGACAUUGGGAUACUGCGAGGACGGAUAGAACAGGCUAGUUGGGACUAUUCUUCUGCUUGGACCCGGUACAACAGAGCAGAGGCCACGUUUGUGAAGGCUAAGCUGGACCUGCACAGGAAGGCUGAGCUGAAGGAGCAGCUGGCCGAGCACCUGUGUGCCAUCAUCCAGCAGAACGAGCAGCGCAAGGCCCAGAAGCUGGAGGAGCUGAUGAAGCAGCUGGAGCUGCAGCCUGACGAGGAGAACAUGGAGCUGGAGAUCCAGGUGGAGCUCAUGCUGAAGGAGCAGGAGGAGGCAGAGAAGAAGGAACCGGUCCGCCAGGCCUGUGAGGAUGGGUCUGAAGCCAUCGGAGGCAGCCACCAUGGUAAUGCGGGGAAAAUGGAAGAGAAUCCAACUGUUGCAACCGAACCGAAAAAGAGAGACUUGCACCCUGAACCAACAGCUAUUCCUGUGCCCACUGAACCUGUGGGCAGUGCAGCAGCAAUCUCUACUGCGUGAGACUCCCAACCAGCUCUCCCCCUAUUUUGCUGCUGAAAAGCUUUGGGAUAUACACAUAAAUCUGUAGAGUAACUAUUUGCCAAAAUUGUGCCAAAAUCGUUAUUUUUUGGUAGUUUGGGAAUGCAUAAAAAUUCCACUGUCCACUUCAAUAGUCAGGAAGAGUGGUUUAAUCAAAUAUGGAAUGUAAAUUGCAUGGUUUGCUUUCAUUGAUGUUACACUAUUACCACCCUGUUUCUCUAUGGGUGUCAGGCCACAGUUGCCACAUUUAACUGCCCAUUAAGCCCAUCCAGCCCAUCCAGGUCACAACAGGGGAUCAUGGGAUCUGAAGAGUCUGAUGCUUAACAUUAGGACCACACAUGCUUUCUUUUACAGCAUUGCUAACAGAAAAUAUCUAUUUGAUGUGGUAUCAAUUAAUGCAUUUUGUUUCACUCAUACUUGCCAUGAUUUUUUUAUGCAUACCCUAAGUCGUGCAGAAAUCUGUGAUAAUCAUAAGAAUACAUUAACUUAUCCUGGCACUUGUACGCUUAGCCUACAGUAUAUACAAUACACACUACACAUUAUAUGGUACUGUAAACUGGAUAUGAUCUGAAAGAGUAUAUUUUAAUAUUUUAUAUUCAUGCCAAAUCAUGAGACACAAAAGUAUUUGGAUGGAAUUGAGACAUUAAUGGAAGGGGUCCAAAUAUCUUUUGAUAUUGUGAGUACUAUGUACUUGAAGUCAACAGAAUGUGUUUUUAUAGAUGUCUUACAUAUUAUAAAAUAUCCAAACAAAAAACCUAUACUGGAGUGAUAAACUUGUAUCCAUUUUUGUUUUAAGUCCUCACCAGUGUGCAUUUCUAUAUGAAUGUUUGUGAUUAGGGCAAAAAGGGAAAGCAUUUUACAAUGCAUUUUUGAAUGCUGGCCUUUCAUUGUUCCAGCCGGUCUUCAGCUGGAAGCUUCAUUGAACAUUCUCUGGCAAACAUUUCAUUUACAAGAGAAAACUCCGGGAUGCUGGCCUUAGGCCUUAUACCAUCUAAUCUGUGUUCUUUUGCCCAUUUUUACAUUUUCUUCUUAUUAGCCAGUUUCAGAAGUGCCUUUUUGUUUGAAACUCCAUCCUGUAGUCGUCUCUUCACUGUUGCAGAUGAAACUGGUGUUUGGGGGGUAGUGUUCAAUGAAACUGCCAGCUGAGGACCUGUGAUUCAUCUGUUUCUCAGACUAGGCUCUGAUGUACUGGUCUUCUUGUGCAGUUGUGCAUCUGGGCCUUCCACUUUUCUUUCUGACCUAUCUAGAUCAAAAUUGUUCUCUUCUUUCAGGACAGUAGUGGUUUAGGCUGCAUUUAUAUAAUGGGAGUGAUUUCUCUAGUACCAAAUUAGCACAGUAGAUUACAGGAUCAGUAGGAUGAUGUAAUGUGGUAUGUUGUUAGUACACUGGUGUAAUGACUGCUGAAUGUGGGGCUUUGUAAUCAUAUGUCAAGAUUGAAUUAAAAGAACACUAUUUUAAAUGGUAA
Conger conger (European conger) is the source of this 2828-nucleotide messenger RNA. RefSeq names its product RAB6-interacting golgin-like. NCBI's taxonomy places the organism in Eukaryota, Metazoa, Chordata, Actinopteri, Anguilliformes, Congridae. Bases 278 to 1345 code for a protein of 355 amino acids. The transcript is spliced from 5 exons. Gene Ontology annotation, biological process: non-motile cilium assembly. The record is from RefSeq and is a predicted model, not a curated record.